Molecule: messenger RNA, 333 nt
Organism: Penicillium diatomitis
Lineage: Eukaryota; Fungi; Ascomycota; Eurotiomycetes; Eurotiales; Aspergillaceae
Exons: 7
Coding region: 1-333 (110 amino acids)
Biological process (GO): protein insertion into ER membrane
Cellular component (GO): endoplasmic reticulum membrane
Molecular function (GO): protein folding chaperone
Source: RefSeq, a predicted model, not a curated record
AUGGCGUCAAACAAGGACAUGCGACGAGCGGAUCUUGCCAUCCCCUAUGUCGAUCCCCCCAAGAGCGCCAACGAUGCCGACAUGUCCAGUACCAUGUCGAGCACAUUGCCAAUGGCAGCGAUGUUUAUGCGCAACAGGGUAUCUUUCGUCUUCUCACUUCAGACCUGGCUCGGCGAGUCACCCGAGCAGAAGAAGACCGCCGCGACCCCCGCAUAUAUGUCGGUGGCCAUGUCCUUGAUGGCGCUCGUUGUUACCUAUUUCCCCUUGUUCUUGCCUCCUCAAGCCGCCCAGGGCACCGCCGCCAGCCCUCCUGCUCCUUCGCCCUCGCCAUAA